This is a messenger RNA of Lobosporangium transversale, 675 nucleotides long. RefSeq lists its product as hypothetical. Bases 1 to 675 code for a protein of 224 amino acids. The transcript is spliced from 2 exons. Lineage: Eukaryota; Fungi; Mortierellomycota; Mortierellomycetes; Mortierellales; Mortierellaceae. The record is from RefSeq and is a predicted model, not a curated record.
AUGCGAAAAACAUAUCUCUUUGCCUCAGCAAUUGUGAUCACUGUUACUAUUGCAACUCCAUUUCAAUCGCCAUUCUCCAAUACGGGCAAGGAACUUGUAACAAUCCAGGGCAAUUUAGAUGUUACUGGUAACUUCACUUCUGACAAUAUUAAAUCCUCCGGCUGUAUCCAUUCCUCUGGCAAUAUUUAUUCUUCUGGCAACAUUAAUUCCUCUGGCAAUAUCCACUCCUCUGGCAAUAUUAGCUCCUUCGGCAAUAUUAGCUCCUUCGGCAAUAUCCACUCUUCUGGCAGUAUCAGUUCCUCAGAAAACAUUGAAUCCUAUGGCAGUAUCAUUUCCGCUGAUAAUAUUAUCUCUAGCGGCUACAUCUCGACUGAAAAAUAUGUUCAUGUUAAAAAAGAAUAUACUAUAGGAGAGAAUUGCCCUACGAACGGCCUAAUCGGAGUGGAUAAUACCGGACAUGCUGAGAGAGCAUUCCGCUUCCCAGCUGCCUUUGUUUCAUGUGAGCCUCAUGAGCGUGUGGUUGGUGGAGGAGGCGCAUGCCAACAGCCAGAUGGGUAUAUCUGGCUUAUAGCUUCAAAACCAGUUGAUAAUGGUUGGCUUAUUCAGUGUGAUGGGGGAAUGAAGCAACAGUGGGGUACUGCAAGUGUAUGGGCCAUUUGUUUCCACAGUGCAUAA